AUGACUCUCCCGAGGACAAUCAGAGUUAGAAACUCCCAAACGAAGGAAACUUGGGGGGAAGUUGGCGAAGAAGGCGAGGCCCACAGUGAAGAUCUAGAUGAGGAGUUAGAAUCAGAAGCAGAGUCUGAAGUAGAGAGCCAUGAGGAUGAAUCGUCCGUUAUCGCCAAUGAUGACCCAUAUGUUUCACACUUUGGCUCGUCUCAAGAGUCUGGCCCCUCGAUAUUAACAUCUGCUUCUCGUUCUGCGAUUGAUACCCGUAAACUUAUCGCUCAGCGACUGACUCUCGGAACUGGACCAGAUGAACUAGGAGCAGUGGUACUAUCUCAUCCAGAAGGAGUGGAAUUGGGCCAGACACCGAAAACGAAUAAUGGCAACAACGCUCGUUUAUUAGCUCAUUCCAAGGCUGCAGCCGCUGCUACUGAAGCAGCCAAGUCUGGAUCCUCAAAAGUAUCUUUACCAGAUCCCCCUUCAGACGUGAGGGAUCAAGGAUUUACCCGCCCAACCGUCUUGAUAUUACUUCCUUUCCGAAACUCGGCCCUCGCCUUUGUUAAUACCCUAAUUUCGGCGCUUGAAACCUACCAUAACAAAUUACGCCCGAUUCCUAAGCGAGUAUGGUCUGCCUCCAGGCGCGAGGAUAAGCUUUUGAGUGCCGAGCCCGGGACUUACCCAUCUGAUCAUGUUCGAAACUUUGCCGGUAACACCGACGAUGCAUUCAGACUUGGCAUCCGCUUGUCGAAUAAGGGGAAGGGAUGGAGGUUGUUUUCGGAUUCCUUAACUCAGACAUUAUCAUUGCGAGCCCACUAG
Messenger RNA from Rhizoctonia solani, 804 nucleotides. RefSeq names its product U3 small nucleolar RNA-associated protein 25. Gene Ontology annotation, cellular component: nucleolus; small-subunit processome. Gene Ontology annotation, molecular function: U3 snoRNA binding; rRNA binding. Bases 1 to 804 code for a protein of 267 amino acids. NCBI's taxonomy places the organism in Eukaryota, Fungi, Basidiomycota, Agaricomycetes, Cantharellales, Ceratobasidiaceae. Gene Ontology annotation, biological process: maturation of SSU-rRNA from tricistronic rRNA transcript (SSU-rRNA, 5.8S rRNA, LSU-rRNA). The record is from RefSeq and is a predicted model, not a curated record. The transcript is spliced from 6 exons.